AAAAAUCCGGAAAGCGCGCAUAACCCAAGAGGAAAGCAAAGCACGUCGGUCUUGCACAAUGGCAUUGCACGAUCUACAAUGUUAUUAGUCUAAGGGCCUACGAAUGAAGCAGGAUUAGCUUAAAAAAGUUAUCUUCAGAAAGACAAACCAUUUGACGCAGCCAUGUAUUCAACUAAAGUGUGAGCUGAAAUGUGAAUUCAUUCAGGCUUGUGGAGAUUGGUCAUUGAGGCAGAGUUGGGGGGGGGAUUUUGAUAAUAUCUAUCAUCUAAAUCACUAGUGUGAAAGUUUGUGAAGCUCAACAUUUGGAGUAAUAUUAUACAAGGAUGAUGGAAACAGAGUUCUCAUCGAUGCUGGUGCAACUUUCUGAUGCAAUCAGCAAGAAAGGUGAAAAGUAUGUAGACCUGUUGAGGGUUCUGUACAGAGAUCUUGCAAAUGUUAAAUCAGAUUUGGAGAAAGCUAAGUGUGCAUUUGAUUUAUUUCAAUUGUUAAUAGCACCUGGCAUUUUGAAGCCAACGGACAUUUCAGUUUUGUUUGAAACAAUUGAACUAACUGGAUUGAAAUAUUUGAUAGAGAUAAUCAAGACAUAUGAGACAUAUCCUGAUGAAGUGAAGAUCACUCGGUUUUUACCACAUCGUCAACAGGUUGUUGCUCUGGGAAAAGACUUUUCAGUUAAAGAUCUCCAGAAAGUUAGUCAGUUAUAUGAAGGCAAUUUUUCUAGUCCAUGGAAACUGAUUCAACAUCUUGAAGAUACAUCUGUUUUAACAGAAGACAGCAUGUCAUCAUUUCUUCAACAUUUGAAUGAGAAUAAAGUAAAUGAAGUUUUUAAUCAACUGCUUGUGAGAAUAUCCGAUGCAAUCAGCGUAAAAAGUGAAAAGUAUAUUGACAUGUUGAGGGUUCUGUACAAAGAUCUUGCUGAGUUUAAAGCAGAAUUGGAGGAAGCUAAAUCUGCAUUUGAUUUAUUCCAAAUACUAAGAGUCGCCGACAUUUUGAAAGCAACAGACAUUUCAGUUUUAUUUGAAACGAUUGAAGUAACUGGAUUAAGGUAUUUGAAGGACAUAAUUAAGGCGUAUGACACAUAUCCAGAUGAAGUGAAGAUCACUCGAUUUUCAGCACAUCGUCAACAUCUUGUUGCUCUUGGAAAAGACUUAUCUACCAUAGAUAUUCAAAGGAUUGGUCAGAUGUACGAAGUUCCAGAUGACUUCUGUUUUAAUUCAUGGAAACUGAUCACAUAUCUUGAAAGUAAGGGUAUUGUUUCAGAAAAUAACUUGUCAUCAUUUCUUCAGAAUUUGGAAAGAGAUGACAAUUCAGGACAAUCAGAACAACCAAGAAGCUCAUGGUCAGAUGAAGAUAUAAUAAUUAAAAAUUCCCUGAUGAAAAUGCAGAAAGAACUGUAUCGGGAUGAGAAUCGUAUGACACCAGCAAUCUGGCAUAAAAAUCAUAAAGUAGAUAUUGCACAAGUUUUCACUGAACUCAAGUUGCUGCAAUCUAAAAAAGAAGACAAAGGAAAAGAAGACAAGUCAACAUGUACAAAAAGGGAAGGUAGACCCACAUCAUUAACAGAGGCAUUAGAUGUUAUUAGGUCAACAGAUUCAUGUAAGGUAUUAAUAACAGGGAAGGGAGGAAUGGGUAAGACUAUCCUCCUUAAGUAUAUUGCUCAUCAGUGGGCUACUGAUGGUGAACAUGUCUUUGCUGAUAAAUUACUGUUUCUGAUAAAUAUCAGGGAAAUUAAAGCAAGUAAAACGUUCUUGGACAUAAUAUUGAACAAAAUUGACUGCAAAGCAAUAAUAUUGAAGAAUAAUUUGUCAUCUUAUUCAGUUGAAAGGUUCUUGGUCACACAUGAUGAUAAAAUAGUAUUUUUGUUAGAUGGAUAUGAUGAGUUAGAAAAAAAUUCUAAGGACCCAAUAGAUCUUUUCAAAAAAAGUGAAUUUCAAAAAAGCACGGUGGUGAUAACAUCUCGACCAGACAACACAGCUGAUUUGCUUGAAUACUGUGAUGUACAUAUUGAAGUAAAGGGAUUCAGUCCAAGUAACAUAAAGAAGUAUAUUCAAAAUUAUUUUCAUUCAAUCAGUGAAAUCGAAAUUGGCGAUUCAUUAAUAAAAGAGUUCGGACUUGAUUCAGAGCAACCAUGGUAUAGGAAAGACCUGUAUAAGGGUGGUAAACACAAAGAAGCAUUUGAAUUGUGUUCAUCUCCACUGUUGUUGCUUCAGAUUUGUACCAUAUGGGAACUAAAACGUGUUCUUCCUGAAUAUUUGCCCGAUCUUUUCAAGGACCUCAUUUGUUGUAUUUUAAAUCAAUACUUAAACAGGGCUGGCAAUAAAACUGCUAUUGCCAAUUUUGAAAGAAUUCAAGAUAUAUAUAAAUCUGCCUUUUUAAUUUUAGGAGAAUGUAUGUAUGAAGGACUAAAGAAAAAUAUAUUAUCUAUUGACAGAUACGAUUUGUCAAAUGUGACACAAAAUAAAACAUUAUUAGAUUUAGCACUGGAACUUGGGUUUGUUUAUGAAGAUACCCCUGCUAAUCCAGGGGAUGUAAGAGAGAUGUACACGCCACCACAUAAAUUAAUGUCAGAGGCGCUAGCAGGGUUGUACCUGUCUACAGAAAUUCAGAAAGGGAGUUCAAAGGUUGAGUAUGAGGAAAUCCGAUGUAAUGAAUAUUUAAAUAUGACAAGGGUGUUUGCAAUAGGAUUUUUAGGUGCUGAUGCUGAUAAGUUGCUGAAACCAUGGUUAAUAAUCAGGGCCUCAAAUUAUCGCUCAAUAGUACAAUGUUUAAAACAUGUAAAGAAAGAGCAUGAAGAUGAUAUUUUAGUGAAAUUGGAUAAGCACAUGUCCAACGAUAUGAAAGCACAUAGUGAGCAAAUGUUGGAGUCAUUUAGAAGUCUUAUAAAUGAUGGCAGAGACAUAUCAAGUAUGCAUUUAUUCAAACUCAUGAAAAGAUGUAGCAUUGAAUAUGAUCCUUACAAUCUUGAAACAGCAGCAGUAUCUUUGAUAAAUAGGUGUAGGGAAAGGCAGUGCCAAAUUGUUGUACAUACCUUAGUGUUAUUACAA
Molecule: messenger RNA, 3041 nt
Organism: Anneissia japonica
Lineage: Eukaryota; Metazoa; Echinodermata; Crinoidea; Comatulida; Comatulidae
Exons: 8
Biological process (GO): regulation of apoptotic process
Molecular function (GO): protein binding
Source: RefSeq, a predicted model, not a curated record